CAUACGCCAGUUGUAUCGCCAUCAGUCGCGGCAGAGUCACGCGCCCGCUCGCAUCUCACGCGCGCAAAAAAAAAAACAAAAAACAAUCGCCCGUUUUUGAUUUUGCUUUUCUUCUUUCGUCAUCGAAGAAAAGAAAAAUCGCAAACAAAAACAGUGUGGUCCCAAUUCAUCCUUCCUACUUGUGCAAAAAAAAAAAAAAAAAAAAAAAAUUCAAAAUUAACGUUCUGAAAAUUUUUGGUUGGCGGAACAAAAAUUCAAAAAAAAAAAAAAACUGUGCGGAUCAAACUACUGCGCUGGUGUGUUUGGUUUCAUCAUCUGCGGGCAAACAAACGCGUGUACAAUUUCUCGUAAUCGUGACUCGGCAGGAAAUUCCCCAUUUCUAUUCAUUCGUGGUGAAAUAACAAAAGAGUUCCGCGCUCGUCCUAAAACCCGCAAAUUAGCCAGUGAAAUUCUCCUUCCUCCGCCACCCCCCGUUCGAUCGUGAAUAAAUCGGGGAAAAAAAAAAAAGAGAGUGCCAGUUUGUGUGUGUGUGUGUGUAUUCCGUGUGUGCGAAUUGUUUAAGAAAAAAAAAAAAAAAAAAAAAAAAAAGAUCUGCGCCGAGACGGCUGACCGCCGCCGUCUCCAGUGACAUCAUCAUCCAAUUACACAACCAAAAAAAAACCAUUGAAAAUCCCCCCCCCCCACCUCCCGCUUCCCUCUCUGCCUUCCUUGCCCAAAGUCUCUUACCUUAACCAAAAGGAAACAAGAAAAGAAAGAAAUAAAAUUCGAGUGUCUCACCUGUUCACAACGAAAAGCCGCAAAACGUUUUUUUUUUUUUUUUUUCGAAGAAUCCAAAAACAAAAGAAACUCGGCGGCGUUGUUCGACUGGCGCAGUGUGUGUGUGUGUGUGUGUUUUCCAAUUCUCACAUGGCCGGUGUUCCGUUGCCGUUGACGAGCAAUGACGACGUGGUGUCGGCCGGACCGAGCUUCUUCUGCUUUAAAUCUUCGUUCGUCGUCGUGCGUGUCGUCUGCCGGCUCGGUGGCCGCCCUUCCGUCCAGCAUUGCCAACAGUAAGCGCAAUCAUCAUCAUCAUCAUCAUCGUCAUCACCAUCACGUUCGCUACUCGCAUCCCGCUCGCCGGCCAAGUGAUUCAUCGGCGUGCAGCAGCGAUCGCCUGCAGACAGCGGCCGCGUCGCGUCAUUCCAUCGCCGACAUCCUCGGCUGGAAAAGCCAUCCGGCCGAUCAUCACACGGCCUCCAACGCCAUUGGCUCCGGCAUUUGCAAAAUCGAGCGCGCCGACGGCCACCCGUUCGAGCCGUUCGUCUUAGGUGAGCGACGUCGUUACGACGAAGGCGCUAGCCGAGAGGAGGGGGAGGAGGAAGAAGAGGACGAAGAAGACGACGGAAUGGCUUCCGAGUGCGUGGAUGUGGCCGAUAUGGUGAUCAGUGACGAGCCGUUGGAUUUGAGCCUGGACAAGAGCAAGUGUCGGCGUGAAAGGGAGCGAGAGAGUUCCGGCACGCCCAUCAAACGCGCCAAAGUGGUCGUCGACGCUAUCGAGCCGGCCAGCGAUGGCGGGACGGACGAGGGAGAUAUGGACGUCGGGCCGUGGGGUAGUGUCCAGCCGCAUUUGCAAAUGGCCGCCAAUUUCUCGACUGUGCUCCAGUACUAUUUGACGGCGGCCCGUCUAUGGCAAACGAGUGAAGUGAUCCGAUGUCAGGAAUCGCAGCAGAGGGCCGGCGGCGAGACCGACAGCGAGGCCAACGACGACGGUCACGCGUCCGACACCAACACGGCCGCUGCGGCGGCCGUCGUAGCGGCCGCCGUGGCCGCCGCCGGAAGCGAUCCAGCCGGCAUCGUCUUCCCCGUCCAGUCACAGCAGCAGCAGCAAGUCCAGUCGAACAACAGCGGCGGUGGCGGCGGCGGCGGCGGCAACAAGCGCAGGAAGAACAAGGACGGCCAUCACCACCAGAACAUGGUGACCGUGGCCGACCUGGUCCAUUCCGGCGGCGGUGGCGAUCCGGCCAACGGGCAAUCGAGGCCGCGCAAAACCCGCACCACCUUCACCGGCAAACAGCUCUUCGAACUGGAACGGAUUUUCGAACAGAAAAAGUACCUGUCGUCCAACGAGCGCCAGGAAGUUGCCCGUCUGCUCAACGUCACUGGCUCUCAGAUCAAAAUUUGGUUCCAAAAUCGGCGCACCAAAUGGAAGAAGCAGGAUCCCAACACGGCGGCCGAGCUGGCCCAGCUCAAGUCGGCCAGCCGUAGUUCUCAACAGGGCACCUCAACAUCGUCGUCGUCGGCGGCCGCCGCCGCCGCUGCCAAAGGUAAAAACGGCGACGAUCAGCCGGCAUCGGCCAACGCAAACGACGAUAUCGCCAGCGCUGGCGAGAACGACGACAUCAAUAGCGACGACGCUUCAUCCCCACCGGCGCCACGAUCGCCUUCUUCCGUCUAAACAAAAUUUUAAAAAAAAAAAACAAAAAAAACAA
Messenger RNA from Daphnia carinata, 2468 nucleotides. Its product is annotated as homeobox protein php-3-like. Gene Ontology annotation, biological process: cell differentiation; regulation of transcription by RNA polymerase II. The transcript is spliced from 3 exons. Gene Ontology annotation, molecular function: RNA polymerase II cis-regulatory region sequence-specific DNA binding; DNA-binding transcription factor activity, RNA polymerase II-specific. The record is from RefSeq and is a predicted model, not a curated record. Bases 938 to 2434 code for a protein of 498 amino acids. Lineage: Eukaryota; Metazoa; Arthropoda; Branchiopoda; Diplostraca; Daphniidae. Gene Ontology annotation, cellular component: nucleus.